This is a messenger RNA of Limulus polyphemus (Atlantic horseshoe crab), 1819 nucleotides long. RefSeq names its product UBX domain-containing protein 7-like. Lineage: Eukaryota; Metazoa; Arthropoda; Merostomata; Xiphosura; Limulidae. The transcript is spliced from 12 exons. Gene Ontology annotation, biological process: proteasome-mediated ubiquitin-dependent protein catabolic process. Bases 11 to 1456 code for a protein of 481 amino acids. Gene Ontology annotation, cellular component: nucleus. Gene Ontology annotation, molecular function: ubiquitin binding. The record is from RefSeq and is a predicted model, not a curated record.
UUCAACCAAGAUGGCAGCUUGCUCAUCAGUUGUUUCGAAAGACAAAGAUAUGAAGACGCUGAUUGAACAAUUUUGUGCAAUUACAGAUGCAGGAGAACCUGUGGCAAAACAAAUGCUAGAAGCAUGCAAUGGAAAUCUUGAAAUGGCAGUCAACAUGCACGUGGAUACUCAAGCAAGUGGAUGUGACAUAGAAGAAACCAAUUCUAACCCUAGUACUUCUCAGUCUGAAAACGUCAGACCCCCAAUCCCUCAGACUCGUGGAAUUCUAGUUGAAGAUAGGUUUGUUUAUAACUUUAGACCAAGAAGAACACAUUCGCUAUCAGUUUUUGAUGCUUUUAGAGAUUUCCAGAGUGAGGCCAGAAUACAAGAGGAACAGCUUACUGGAACCAAAUAUGCCCAGUAUAAUAGAAAAAGAAAAACACUUGAAGAUCUUUUUCGCCCACCACUAGAUCUCAUACAUAGAGGAUCUUUUGAAUCUGCACGUGACAUGGGUAAACACACAAACAGGUGGCUGAUGGUCAACAUUCAAGAUGUACAAGAGUUUCAAUGUCAAGUUCUCAACAGGGAUGUAUGGAGUAGCCCAGCUGUGAAAAGUAUUGUGUCUGAACAUUUUAUCUUUUGGCAGGUUUAUCUGGAUAGUGAAGAAGGAAGUUGGUAUGCCCAGUUUUAUAAAGUCAGCCAGUAUCCUUAUGUAGCCAUUUUGGAUCCUAGGACAGGAGAGAAUUUAGUUGUAUGGAAUAAAGUAGAUCCAAUUUCAUUUUGUGAUUUGGUGACCAAAUUUCUUUGUGAAUAUCCCACACCAGAUGGUUCUGCUCCACGCCCACCUAUAAAGAAAUCCAAGAGUGAUAGAAUACUGGACCAAAGUGAGGAGUCUCAGAUGAAAGCAGCAAUUCAGGCUUCACUAGAAAAUAUUUCAGAUGUUUCAAUUCUUCCUGAGCCUGAAAUUGGUUCAGAAAUAAAUGAUGAUAGUGGCAUAAAGACUUGCGACUUGCAUUCUGAAAGUUUAUUGUCAGAAAAUAAUAAAACAACAUGGAAUAAAAAAACAAGCACAGUAGAGCCAGAUGAUGUAAAAAAUUUUACAUGUGGAAGUAUCUCAAAAUCAGAUAAAGAAGACACAAACCACAAGUUGAAAAAGAAAAUGGGUGAAAUUGAAAUUACUGAUGAAAGUGAUCCAUUAGAACAGUGGAAAGACUUCUUGGGUAGUGGUGAUGAUCCAGAAUCAAAAAUAAUGUUACGGUUUCCUACUGGAGAGCGUCAACAGAAACAGUUUCCUUGUUCCUCUCAGUUACAGGCUCUUGUUUCGUAUGUGGCUGCACAAGGCUUUCCGAGAGAGAAUUAUGAAUUAGUGACAAAUUUUCCUCGUCGUAACCUCAGUGAUUUGAAACCAAGUGAAACACUAAAAGAUGUUGGACUGUUUCCUAGGGAGACCGUUUUUAUUCAGCUAAAAACUACAUGACAAUCUGCACGUGCAACAGUUAUUUGUAAACUAAUAUUAAAACCAGUUUAAUCUUCCAAAGAGAAUCCUCGCUAACAAUCUUUCAAGGAUUGAUUGGAAUGUAAGAUGAAAACCAAUUGCUGACAUUCAGUAAUGAUUGCAUAAUUGCUCAAGUAUCAGAAUUAAGAAUUUCCUGGAGGAAAAUGUUAUUUGAUACUCACUGCCUAUUGUAAAAAUAGAUCUAGCAUUAUAAAACAAUAGUUUGAAACUGGUUAUUGUUGUCACAUUUUCUUUUUCUUGGACAAGUAAAAUAAAUUAGUCCUUUGUAUUGUAGUUUAUUCCUUUUUUUUCAGUUGUGACAAAUAAAGAAUUCAUGGUAAUUAU